CAUGAAGCAGCUGUAGAGAGCAGUUCUUAACUUACGUGGAUGUCUUAAUUGUAAAUGUAAAUUGUACAAUAUUUACCAGUGUUCUUUUUUUUUUAUCAACCAUUAGUCAUUAUCUACCAAUGUUAUUCUCCAUUACUUUCCUUAUGGUUAAGUACAGUGACUUAAGUAUCAGCUAUCAUAAUAGUAAUGUUUGAUUUAUCUAUCAAGUGACAAGGAAGAUAAGGACGAUCAUAUUUUCUUAAAUAUAAGAGAAAUUAUGGUCGAAUGAACCAAUGACAGCCAGAAGGCGAAGAAUAGGUUCUGAAUCAGAUCAGCAACCUCUGAUUCUUGCAGAAAAAACUCCAUCUUUCUCAUCUCAGUCUUUUAGAGAAAAUGGUUUUUCAUCCAGUUCAUCUUCUUUAAUUAAAGAUCCUCCUAAGAUGUCUCGAGAUAGGACCUCUGAAUUUGCCAAUGCAAUCAGGUCUCUUCAGGGAAGGACUGUCAUUAGAGCUGUAUCAGCUCAAGAUCCUGCAAGAGCACAGAAUAUUCAAAACUAUGGAGAAUUUAUGAUGUUAGCCCGAAGUAUUGGGCGAAAUAUCAGCAGCACUUAUGAUAAACUUGAAAAACUUACUUUAUUGGCAAAAAGGAAACCCUUAUUCAAUGACCGACCUACUGAGAUACAAGAACUAACUUAUAUUAUCAAAGAAGAUCUAAAUAGUCUCAAUUCUCAAAUCGCCAAACUUCAGGAAGUAAUUAGAAGUCAAAAUGAAAAGAGAAAUCGUAGUAAGACACAACAUUUAUUUUCUCAUUCGUCCAGUGUUGUCUUGACAUUGCAAUCGAAGCUGGCAUCCAUGUCAUCGCAGUUCAAGCAUGUACUGGAAGUUAGGACAGAGAAUCUUAAAGAGGCUAAAAGGAGACAAGACCAGUUUUCGCAAGCGCCUUUAGGACCUGCACACCCACCGCCUGGUGAAUCUUCAUAUCUGUUGGGUCGAGAGGUUGCCAUAGACAUGCAAGGUACAAGCCGGGGAAGGCAGCAGCAGUCACAGCUCCUAAUGUCUUACGAUGAAACAGAUCAAUACCUUACUACCAGAGCUGAAACGAUGCAGAAUAUUGAAUCUACUAUCGUGGAGUUGGGCGGUAUUUUUCAACAACUAGCACAUAUGGUAAAAGAACAAGAAGAAAUGGUAGAUAGGAUUGAUGCGAACGUCCAUGACACUGAAUUAAAUGUCGAAGCUGCUCACUCAGAAAUCCUAAAAUAUUUUCAGUCAAUCUCUUCGAAUAGAUGGCUCAUGAUAAAAAUAUUUGGUGUCCUAAUAUUUUUCUUUAUGUUCUUUCUAAUAUUUAUGGCAUGAAACCGCUCUCAUGAUAAACAAAUAUAUUUUUAUAAACUUAAUAUUAGAAUGUUAAUGUUGAAAACAAUUGUUUAUAUCUGUUAAAUCUUAUAAUUGUAAUAUACACCAUGUAAAUAUGUUCCUUAUUUCGGUCGCAUUCCUUUUUGUUUAUAUAGCGAAUAAAUUCCUUUUAUUUUUUUUGUUAACAUUAGAAUGAUUUUUUGAUAAAUGAAAUUACUCAAUAACUUUUUACCAAGUGAAUAAACUGGUUUUUAAAUUCACAUUUUAUAUGUAUAUUUAUUGAUGGAAAAUUGUAUCUUUUAAUAUUUUUAUUCAAAUAGUUAAUAAAUUAUCCUGUCCUGUGAAAACUAUAUAGUAACAUUAAUUGAAUCACGCUAGCUUUGAUAAAGAAUUAUUGGUUCACUUAUGUUCCUUAUAGAUCAAAAAGGAAACAAUAAAAAAGGACUAUUAAUUAUUUUUCAUUCAUUGCACGUGGUUUAAUGGUUAUUUUGUGUCGGGUUCUGCUGAUAUUAAAUAAUUUUAUUUUUAAAUAUCCUUCAUUGAGGAAUUAAUGAUAAUACUAUAUAAUUUCUCCUUUAAUCAAUAUUAUCAGAUAUACAACCAUUUUGGUCCUUUAACAUCUUAUCAUUUUACUAUUGUAUUUUUUAAAAUAUAUAAUUUAAGAACUAUUGUUUAUUAUUAAAAGAGUAAUUGGGUGUUCUCACUCCAUAGCUUUGACUAUUUUAUGAGAAAAAGAAUAUGUAAAACUAAAUAUUGACAAUAUUAGUACAUGUUUAAAGUAUUGCUAAAGUGUUAAAAAUGAAUAUGUUUUUUUAUCAUUCAGUUGUUUUUUUUUUCUAAAGCUACUUAAUCACUGUAUAUUUGUAUAUACAAAUAUCAAAUACAUUCUAUCCUUGUUAAUAUUCUCC
Nezara viridula (southern green stink bug) is the source of this 2239-nucleotide messenger RNA. The record is from the annotation of a GenBank genome assembly. Lineage: Eukaryota; Metazoa; Arthropoda; Insecta; Hemiptera; Pentatomidae.